AUGCAAGAACCGGUUUUGACUGUCUCGAUCACCACCCCGCAAUCCUGGGCGCAACAAAAUGCCAUCAAACGGCGGCGGGUUCCUCGAUCACCGCGGCGCAAUGCUCUCUCUCUCAAGCACUUGGAUCCCAAGGUGAAGAAGGCCAAGGAAGAGUUUCUGUCCAAGGCCAUUGCCAGUCAAUUGCAAAUCAAGAGGUCUCCCUCCAACGGACUCCAGCUUGAUCCUUUCCAGACCUUGCCCAUCCCAAGCACUGGCUGCGUGGGAACCAUGGCCCAAUAUUAUGUCCAGGUCUGGGCGCCUCAGCAUGGCACCGCGUUUGCCUUUGACAGCCAUUCUAACCCUUAUGUGAGCCUACUUUGGCCUUUUGCCAUGUCAUCCGAUAUCUACUUUGAGGGCCUCAUCGCUCUAUGUCGAGCUACAUACCUCGCCACUUCGGGCCAGUCCGCUCGUGGCGACCGACACUUUGAUCCUCAACAGUGUUCAGACGAUACUACCAUCCUCGUCGUGGCGACCUUGGGAACGAUUGAUUAUAUUCUGGGCGACCACACCGGUGCCUACGCUCAUGUCUCGGGUAUGAGGCAGAUGAUCAGGCUAAGGGGUGGGAUCAACGGUGCUACACCUUGGGAACGAUUGCUCAAGGCCAAUAUCGACGCCUAUGAGGCGCUAUGGUCGUUUCUGUUUGCGGCAGAUUCGACGCCUGACAAGUCAACUCGAUACUCUGGAGAACUGGUCCAAAAUGCCGAAUUCCCCGUCUACAUGGCCCAUCCCUUCAAACCUGAAGUCUGUGAGAUGUUAUCCAAGUUGCCCCAAGGCUUCUGUGACAUUGGUCUGACGGGGGUGCUUUCGCUACAAAUGAUUCGACUGCUGUCCCAUUUUGCCACGGUGAAGGCGAAAUUGUCGGAUACCAUUCGCGUCGAAGAAUUCGGUGUCACCUCGAGAAGGAAGAUCCAGACGACCCUCGAAGAUCUUCAUCGACUUGCUACUCUGCAAACCACCACUACAGAGAGAUUCCUAUCUCACGGUCUGGUGGCAUACUGCUACCUGUUACGAGUGAUUCACUUUCAAGAUCAUCUUACUGGCUUUUACGAGACAGCUCUGAAAGCUCUAGCGGACAUUGCUCUGCACCAAACGCCCAGCCACAAAGCGCCGGAACGCAAGUGUUAUCUCUGGACGAAUAUGAUGAUUGCGACUGUGAUCCAGCAUGGACAGAUUCGUCCCCGUGGCUGGACAACUGUCAUGGGACAAUUCUUGGAUAACUACGGCGAAGCUCGACAAUGGAAAAGGUUGGAGAAGGAAUUAAAAAUGUUCUUUUUCGAGGAUGCUAUCAGCCUCCUGGCAAAGGAGGCUUAUGACGAGGCAGUAAGGAGGAAGGAAAGGGGACAAUCCGAAGAGAAGGAUUCUCGUAUCGCAACCAUGGCUAUUCGGAAUGUCAUUCUAUAG
This is a messenger RNA of Fonsecaea nubica, 1440 nucleotides long. RefSeq lists its product as hypothetical. The coding region runs from base 1 to 1440 and encodes 479 amino acids. The transcript is spliced from 3 exons. The record is from RefSeq and is a predicted model, not a curated record. Lineage: Eukaryota; Fungi; Ascomycota; Eurotiomycetes; Chaetothyriales; Herpotrichiellaceae.